GGAGAGAGAGAGGGAGACUGAAAGAGAUGACUCAGUCUUGGAAAUUGUCAAGAGAGCAUGGAGCAGGAAAGGAACGGUGCAGUCACAUCUGCGUCAGCUAAAACCCGCUAAUGCGAUCAAGAUGAGUGUCUGCUGCUGCUUCUCGCAACGCAUCACUCACGCUCCAUCCAUCCUGCUUUUUCGAACCGGCCUAGUCGGGAAGCGACCAUCACACCUGAUCCGGGAACGUGAACUCUUUUGAAAGAGAAGACACAGGAUUAGACGGUUAAGGGAUGGGGGAAAAAAAGCAUCUGAUUUACGAAUGAAGAGCUAGGAGACGCAAAUUGCUUCCUUGUCAUGGACCUCUGGAUUUUAUGGUUCACUCUCCGAAACAAAGUUCUGGUUCUUGGCGAAAAUUAGUUCUGUCACUCAUCAUCUUGUUGGGUCUGUCUUGGAUAGAAGGUCUGUUUAAUUUCUGAGGUGGAUUUUUUUACUCUCUUUCACUCCUCCAUAACUGGGCUGUAGAAACUUCACCAGGGAUGUAUGAGAUCCCAGUGACCCGAAUGACCCUGGAAUGGGUACAGUUGUGUCUAGAGUGAUCUCACCCUCUAAUGAGGAGCGUGGGUAAGAGGUUUUGACAUCACCAAGACAAAACAUUGCUGACCAGCAGAUUAAGGCACAGACCAGAGAGGAGACGAGCGCUCAAGAAUCAAGCACUUUGUGUGGGUGUCUGUAGCAGGACUCUAUGGAAUAGCAGAGGUCGUCGGCCAUGCCUGUAGCCUUGCGCACAAGGAGCUGGGAGGAUCAUGUAACACCACACACGAGGAAACAGUACAGCUACGAUGACCUUGACCUAGUUUGUUGCCACACCGCUGUUGGAGGCAGUGGUUCUCCUACAGGUCGAGAGAGAUGUGCAUCGAUGCCCGAAUGUUGCCGUCAUCAUCCAGGCUUUGGAAGUUGUCCUGGGGAUGAUAGAAACAGGCAGAGGAAGACUUUAUCUGGUACAUUUAAGGAUAUUGAAGCUAGUUUUGAAGGCCAAAACAAUCAAAAUUUUACCAAAGAUGACAUCCAUAAACAAACAAGAGAGGUGGACAAUAUCCAUUUAAAAGACAAUCACAGCCAUUAUCAUCAUGAAAGCCUUGAUGAAAUGCAUAAGAAAGAAAUCUAUGGUGAUACAACAUCCAUGUUCUCUGGCAGUUCUUCAGAAAAAUCUGUAAAAGAACAGGCCAAGAAACCAGAAUUUUCCACAACGUCUGAAACCAAGGAUAUCUCCAAAGACAUGGGCUUUUCUGAAAUUAUCCCAAAUAAGGAAGCGCUGGUGGAUUUUACAAGCAUGCCUGAAAGCAAUGGCGAAUCAAUGGAAAAAGGCGGUGAUCCUGUGGAAAAAGCAACCAUGCUGUAUCACCAACAAGUAAUGAAAGGAGGUGUCGAUGAGACAGCCACAGGAAAUGAUACCUUUAAUCAAGAGGCCUCACUUAGUGAUGCCGUCAUAAGAACUGACCUAAACACAGAGCUCACGCAGACAAAAUCUUUUCAAAUUCCUCAAACAAAUCAGGAUGUUUCAGAUUUUAUCCUUAAUUCUAACAUUCCAAACUCUAACCAUGACCAGGUAAUCACAAGCAAAAAUGAUCUGCAGGUUCACAACCUCCAAGCAUGCACAGAACCUGAGUUUCCUAGAAGUACUAAUAGUUCUGACAAGUCCAAAGACAAACUAGACACAAUUCAUGAGAUAUUAUUUACUGAUUUUGGAGAGGAAGCGUUAAGCCCAGUGAUGAACAUGCAGCACUCUCACGAUACCACAAACACUAAAGACAGUUCAGUAGAACAGCAUAACCCUGAAGCAGGACUUCUAGGAAUCCCUGGACUCUUGUCAGACUGUGGGCCUUCAUCAGAAAGCAGAACAGACUCCUCUGAUUAUGCACUGACUACAGAUGACAUUGAGAGAGAUCCCAAACCUCAGGAACUGCCUGUCAGGCUGCGCACACGGAAGAGCUCACGGGAGGAUAAGGAGUGGGAAAGAUCUCAGCUCGACUCCAUGGUCCUCCUCAUCAUGAAGCUCGAUCAGUUGGAUCAGGAGAUCGAGGAUGCUCUAGGCUCCGCCCCCUCCCCCUCCCCAAAGGACACGCCCACCGCCAAGAGGCGCUUCAUCUCUGAAGUGGAUUUGGAUUCGUUGGACGGAGAGGGGAGUCUCUCGGGGUCUUUGCGCUCGCUCAGCGCUCCUCAUCAUCACUCUUCAUCAUCGCUGUGUUCCGUCACGAACAGGACAUUUGCUGCACUUUCGGAAAAAGACCGAGCAGAAAUCGAGGCGAAGGAGGCGUGUACGUGGCUACGUGCUGCUGGUUUCCCACAGUACGCUCAGCUGUAUGAAGAUGGUCAGUUUCCCAUCCAGAUCUCGUCAGUCACCAGAGAUCACGACUUUCUGGAUCGAGAUGCCAUCGAAGCACUUUGCAGGAGACUAAACACUCUUAACAAGUGUGCCAUGAUGAGGCUGGAGAUCACUCCUCAGAGAAAAAGAAGUGAAGACUCGGAUGAAGAUGAGCCCUGUGCCAUUAGCGGCCGUUGGACCUUCCAACGAGACAGCAAGCGGUGGUCUCGUUUGGACCCAUUGGACCUGGAUGUCUUCACAUCUCCAGCAGGAGAUGCCAUCUCCACCGCUUCGUUCCUCUCCUCCCAGGAUAAGCGUCUGCCUGGGGGCCACCUCCUCCGGGAGAGGGUCAGUGCUAGCGCCGAAAGCGUGCUAACAGAUCUCAGUGAACAGCCCGAGGUAGGAUCCUUGCACAGUGCUGGAAGCGGGGGUCAUGGAGGGUCACGUAGUAUCACAGUUCCGUCCAGCCCAGCGAACACCUAUUCCAAUGUUGCUACAGCCUCUACAACCCGUGCCAGUUCUGUUGCUAGUGUGUGCUCUUCUGGGACUUCCGGUGCCAAUGAGGAUUCCUUUUCUGAAGGCAUUCCCUCACCUCUAGAACAUGGAACUUUUGCAUUUGAUGCCAGAACCCUCUCAAGAUGUAGUGGAGAUAGUAAAAGCACACGGUCACGGGCCAAGAGCUUCUUGAAGCGUAUGGAAAGCCUGCGACUGCGUAGCAGCAGCCUGUCUUCAAAGCGUAAGAAAAAAGGCGCAAUCAGCAGUGGAAGACUAGAGAUUAGUGGUCCAGUUUUGAAGGAAGGUUUGGAUGAGGACAAGCUGCGACAGCUUAACUGUGUCGACAUCGCCACACUGGAGCGCAGCGGGUCGCACAGCCGCAGCAUCUCCUACUCCACGCAGACAAGCAGUGGAAGCACAGGCAGCAGCAAUUCAGAGACAAGCAGUGGAAGUGCUGUGAGUACACCCAGUCCAAUCACAAGGGCACGGAGCCACAGCACAGCGGCAGGCUCGAUAAAACGAGUUGGGAUGUACCUGGAAGGAUUUGACCCAUUCAGUCUUGCUCAGGAAAACGAGAACCUGGAAAUUCGGAACUGUGGGAAAAGGCCUGAACCGAGCAUGACCACAGAGAACAAUCUACGGAACCGCAAAGGACCUGAUGAGAGGCAAGCGGAGCAUGAGAGGAUAGACGAGGAAGCUGGUGUGAUAUAUUUUUACCUUCCUGACGGGCACAAGCCGGGCACCUUUCCCAAGUCACUUGCCGAUGGCAGUUCGAGUCAGCGAAGCGACAGCAGGGCACACCGUAGGUCCUCCACCUCACUGGACAGUCGGUUGAGUUUCUAUGACAAUGUGCCCUUCCCUGAAAUGGGGGGUGAGGAAGAGGACGAACCAGAGGGAGAGGAGGAAGAGCCAAAGAUCGAGGACGUACUAGAGCGAGUGACUGGCUUGCAGCGACUGGUCACCACAUGGACAGAAUCAGGGCCUGGAGAGGAAGAGGAGGAGGAAGAGGAAGGAGACUCAGACUCUGCUUUGGACUCUGCUUCUCCUUGUCCUUCAUCGCCGUUGCAGAACCGAUUGAUGGAGACGGAGAACGGAAGCGACCAGGAGAGCACAGGGAACCCGCUAGGCGAGCAGGAUGACACCGUUAGCGCGAGAGAGAGACGGGACUCUGGCGUGGGAGCAUCGCUCACCCGGACUAACAGGCCACAGAAACUGCGCUGGCCCAGUUUUCAGAACUCGCACCGUCCCAGUUUGUCGUCGUCCUCGCUGCAGCUUGACUGUCAGUCAGUAUUGCAGAUGAACCUGAUGCAGAAAUACAGCAUGCUGAAACUCACGGCUCUGCUGGAGAAACACACACCCACCAACAAACACGGCUUCAGCUGGGCUGUACCCAAGUUUAUGAAGCGGAUGAAAGUGCGCGACUCAAAGGAGCGGAGUGUGUUUGGCGUGCCGCUGCAGGUGAACGUGCAGAGGAGCGGACAGCCUCUACCGCAAGGCAUCCAACAGGCUAUGCGCUACCUCCGCAACCACGGCCUCGACCAGGUGGGCUUGUUCAGAAAGUCAGGGGUGAAAUCGCGCAUUCAGGCUCUGAGGCAGAUGAAUGAAUCGUGCGGGACAGAAGGGGGCGGAGUUAGCUACGAGGGCCAAUCGGCUUACGACGUGGCCGACAUGCUGAAACAGUACUUCAGAGAUCUACCUGAACCGCUGUUCACCAGCAAACUGUCCGACACGUUCCUGCAGAUCUAUCAAUUUAUUCCCGUGGAGCAGCGUUUGCAGGCGGUGCGCGCGGCGCUGUGCUUGCUCCCCGACGAGAGCCGUGACGCUCUACACACCCUGCUGUGUUUCCUGAGCGACGUCGCGGCGAACGUGAGCGAGAACCAGAUGACCUGCACCAACCUGGCCGUGUGUCUCGCACCGUCACUGUUUCACCUGAACACGGCACGCCGGGACGCCUCCUCGCCCAGAGUGAUGAGCAGGAAGAACACGCUGGGCAAACCCGACCAGAGGGACCUGAACGAAAACCUGGCAGCCACCCACGGCCUCGCGCACAUGAUCCAGGAGUGCAGGAAACUCUUUCAGAUCCCUGAGGAACUCUCCCGCUGCAGGAACUCGUACAUCGAGCAGGCGUUAAUUCCCCCGCGCAUGGAGGACCUGCUGGACGACUCCCAGACCUAUAGGAACCUCAUUAAGCAGAGCAUGGAUGCACUGCUAAAAGAAGCCAAGGAAAGGUUCAAAGGUUACGACACCUGCUCGACACCUGAACAGGCUGAACUCGCAUGUAAAAAGGUGCAUGACGGCUGGUCUCUACGUCAGUGGAAGGUGUGUGUCGAGGUGCCGGCCGGAGCAGACGACGUCCUGCAGCGAAUUGUCCGUGAGCAGGAACGAUGGGAUGAAGACCUGCUGGAAAGCCGAGUGAUCGAAACAAUCGACAACACCACAGAUAUUUAUCAAUACGUCCGCAACAACAUGGCGCCCAAUCCAGCUACUGACUACGUGGUGCUGAGGUCGUGGAUGACUGACCUCCCUAAAGGUGCUUGUGCAUGUGUGUGUGUAUCAGUGGAGCACGAGGCUGCGCCGGUGCUCGGUGUGCGUGCCAACGUCAUGACAUCACGCUACCUCAUAGAGCCUAGUGGCCCAAACAAGAGCCGUGUCACACACAUCUCCAGAAUAGACCGCAGGGGUCGGUGUCCAGAGUGGUAUAACAAGCUCUACGGCCACAUGUGCGUCUCCGAGCUGGUGCGGCUACGAGACUCUUUCACCUGCCCACUGGACAAAUAGACAUUUACACACGCACACAUCUGGACCAAGGAUGAUGAAGAGUGUAUAAAUCGCGCACGGGGGCUUACAAAGCUGGCAUGUUAAUCCUUCAAGCUACAGAGGUCAGAGGUCGUGGCCUUUUCAUACCAAUAUAAAAGGUCACAUGGACACACCUGAAAGACUGGAAUGGACCACCUGCUGCUGUGACAUCAUUAAUGAUGUCACGGGAGGACUUGAAUGGGGGGGGGUACUGCUUCUAAGAAGCAAGAUGUGUGUGUGUGUGUGUGUGUGUGUGUGUGUGUGUGUGUGUGUGUGUGUGUGUGUGUGUGUGUGAGAGAGAUGUCCGAGUCUGACAAUUGAGACAUAUUCCAUGCACUGGCACCCUAGUACAGAACAGUAUGUACACCUCUAUGUGUGUGUGUGUGUGUGUGUGUGUGUGUGUGUGUGUGUGUGUGAGAUGGUGCAUGAUUAUUCACAGCUCUUUCACCAUAUCUGCCUAUAUGAUAGAUGGAUGGAUGGAUGGAGGGAUGUUCAUAAAUAAAUGAGAGAUAACGGAAUGGGCGGUGGCUGGAACACCUCGACAAAGAGCGAGUGAGGAGUGGACGUCCGAGUGCGCCGACCAGAACUGCUUUCAUUUCAUCACUUAUACAAGCUUGCGUACGAUGUAUUUAAAGGACCUUUUAAAUUUCCAGCUAUGUUAAUAAUGUUAGCUAGCUGACCUUUUUUAGUAAUUCAUUCAUUUUAUGUAAACUUGUAAACUAACGAAACAAAGAUUUUAUACCAGAUUCGACUUUAAAUACUUUAUUGCACACUAACAAAAAACGAAACAAUGAACAUUAACAUCAGGUUUGCUUUUGAAUUCGCAUUUGAAUUCCAAAAGAAAUGCAUUCAAUUAUUACUAUGCUUGUUUCCAUGGUUACGGUCCAGCAUAGUUACAUCAUAAUAUUAGUAUUUUAGAACUUUGAUUAAUAGCGAGUAAGUUCUAUGGCCGUUGUAUAAAAAUUAGCUAGUUUCUGUUAAUGCUAUUACGUAAAGCAGCUCCAAUUUCCGACACUUAUCAGGCACCGCGAUGUACUUAUAGUUUAAUAUCUGAUGGAACGGAAGCGUUUCUUGCUGGUGCACUCGGACUCAUUUAUAAAGGGGGGGGGACGUUACCGGACCAAAAGCUACAGCGAUUUCUCGAUUGACUGAUGGAAUAUUAAACAAGCAGGAAGUGUUUUGUAGGAAAACCGCGAAGCUAGUCUGGAGAAUAUUUGUCAUGUGAUGCGGUAAGGCGAGAGCGCUCUAGUAAUGGAGAGGAUGGGAAUACAAAAGAAUAAGGAAUGUGAAGAGGGAUCGGGUUCGCAGAGGGCAGAGUAGCUUAAAAGCACAAUAGCAGCUAAGCACAACAUUAGUUAAAGUUUCUUUGAAAUUCUUCAUUCAUGCUGGCAAGCAUCGAGCCGCCGUAAAAAGUUUGAUCGGCUUGGGCUCCGUGUCCGGGACGUAUGUAAAGUCCGUCGCUUUGUUGCGUGCUAGCAUGAAUGUCGAGUUAGCUAACAGUCACGUAAUCAUCACUUUCCAGCUGCUAGCCAUGAUGUAGGCUCCGCCCUCUGGCGCUGGUGAUGCUGAUGGUCACUAUCGACCUUACAGGGAGGAAAUGUGACUUUUUUUUUUUUUUUUUUCAUUCUUUGACAGUGUUAAUGUUAAUGAAGUAAUUUUGCAAAAAAACACUUAUUUAUGCUCAUCAUUCACCCAAACAUAAGACUUUGUACAUAUAAAUAUAUAUAUAUAUAAGAAAGAAACGCUGCUUGGUUUUUCCUCCACUUUCUCCACAACAACAAUUUCCUCAUAACAACAUCAUUUGCAUAUAAAACUUUGUCAAGUGUAAGAAAUCUGAAUGUUAACGGCAAAUUAUUAACAAUCUUUAAAACUUCCUAAACGCGGCAUUUCUGUGCGUCUCUGUCCGUAAAAGCUUCGCUCCGACGCCGGCCCAAUCUGCUCCUGUGCCAUAAACGUGUGUGUACGUUAAGACAGCGCAUGACUGAACGUUAAUUUAAGGCUUUGUGUAUUUAAACAGAUAUAUUGGGAUUUUUGUAUCUUAUUUUAUUGUAAAGGUUACCGCUUAAAGUUACAGAAGAUGAGAAAAUGGUUUAUCUUUUUUAUAAUUAAUAUUAUUUCUGUACAGAUUAUUCGCAAAGUGCACUAUUAAAGGUAUUCAAAUCAGA
Molecule: messenger RNA, 7800 nt
Organism: Clarias gariepinus (North African catfish)
Lineage: Eukaryota; Metazoa; Chordata; Actinopteri; Siluriformes; Clariidae
Gene: dlc1
Product: DLC1 Rho GTPase activating protein
Exons: 18
Coding region: 749-5617 (1622 amino acids)
Biological process (GO): signal transduction; regulation of Rho protein signal transduction; actin cytoskeleton organization
Cellular component (GO): focal adhesion; membrane raft
Molecular function (GO): lipid binding; GTPase activator activity; protein binding
Source: RefSeq, a predicted model, not a curated record